Messenger RNA from Exophiala xenobiotica, 1588 nucleotides. RefSeq lists its product as uncharacterized. Gene Ontology annotation, cellular component: nucleus; tRNA (m1A) methyltransferase complex. Gene Ontology annotation, biological process: tRNA methylation. Bases 122 to 1588 code for a protein of 488 amino acids. The transcript has a single exon. Lineage: Eukaryota; Fungi; Ascomycota; Eurotiomycetes; Chaetothyriales; Herpotrichiellaceae. The record is from RefSeq and is a predicted model, not a curated record.
CGAUCAUUAAGGUAGACCGAGCUGGCUGCUUGUGGCAUACUAGCAAUCUGGGGCUACCAGCCUAUAACGCAAGACAAAACACGAUCAGGUCAGCUCGCACGGAACUCGAAAAUCCCCCAGGAUGGUCUCUACAUUCCUUUCACCGGGCUCGGUGACCAAAGAACACGACUUGGCCUCUUUGCACCUCAGACGCGAACAGUCUCUCCCGGUCAUACUCGCGACCCAGGCCAUCAACGCAGAACAUGAAGGCUAUGCUGAGGGCGUUGUCACAAACACUCGCUUCGGUUCCUACCCACAUUCCACCAUAAUAGGUGCGCCAUGGGGCAGUCAAAUCCGUGCAAGCAAGGUCGACACCGGUUCCAGAGGACGCAACAGUCAGAGGUCGAAGAAGCGAAAGGCUGAGACGCUAGAGAAGCAUGAGAACGAGGAUGGUACGGUCGCGAAAGAUGUUGUCGUGGCGAGUUCGGGCUUCGUGCAUGUUGUGCCACCUACACCCGAGAAUUGGACCACAAGCCUACCUCAUCGAACGCAAGUUGUGUAUACCCCUGACUACAGCUAUAUUCUGCACCGCAUUAGAGCACGGCCAGGCUCAAGAUUGAUAGAGGCCGGCAGUGGUAGUGGCAGCUUCACCCACGCCGCAGCUCGGGCUGUUUUUAAUGGCUAUCCACAACACGCUCCUGCGGAGAAGGAUGACUCUCCGCAGCAAGAUUCAGAGUCCAUGGGCAAGGUGUUCUCAUAUGAAUACCACGCAGAGCGGCACAGAAAAGUCAAGGCCGAGAUGGCAGAACACGGGUUAGAGACCAUCGUUCGCGCAACGCACAGGGAUGUCUAUCAGAACGGGUUUCUGCUUGAGGAUGAGAUCAGUCAAGAGACGACGUCGCCACGAGCUAACGCGAUCUUCUUGGAUUUGCCCGCACCAUGGGAAGCUCUGCCACAUUUGACGCGCGGUACCGAAGAUGGCACGCCUUCUGCGCUUGAUCCUCAAUCUGCCGUGCACAUCUGCACGUUUAGUCCCUGUAUAGAGCAGGUUCAACGCACCGUAACAGCUUUGCGAAGCUACGAUUGGUUGGAUAUCGAGAUGGUCGAGGUUCAACCCAAACGUAUCGACAUCCGGCGGGAAUAUUCUGGCCUGCAAUAUGAGGGAAUGCGGGGCGUGAAUCUGUUCGCUGCUGAUGUCGACCAAGCAGUCUCAAAACUUCGAGAGGUGGAGCGACGUGCAAAGGACUUCCAUGCUGGCAAUUUGGAGCCCGACAAAACGGCGAAAGGUGCCCAUCAGUCUGCCGAUAAUACCUCGAAGUUACCUUUCGAUGGAGGCAAGCUGAUACACAGAACGGAGCCAGAGCUGAAGACACACACGUCGUACCUGGUCUUUGCGGUGCUCCCAAGGGCGUGGACGGAGGAGGACGAAGCUGUUGCGGCGGCUAAGUGGUCGAAGCAUGUUAAGAUUGCAUCUUCCGGGCCAAAAAGCCAGCGUCAGCUGAAGAAAGAGGCGAAGCAAAGAGCAAAGGGUGCGAAUGGAGUCAAGGAUGAGCCGAAGGUCGCGCCCCAGGAGGCAGCUGUUGCCAUCGAGGAUGCGCCGGCUGAGUGA